Cottoperca gobio is the source of this 3927-nucleotide messenger RNA. RefSeq names its product thyrotropin receptor-like. NCBI's taxonomy places the organism in Eukaryota, Metazoa, Chordata, Actinopteri, Perciformes, Bovichtidae. Gene Ontology annotation, cellular component: plasma membrane. The transcript is spliced from 11 exons. Gene Ontology annotation, biological process: adenylate cyclase-activating G protein-coupled receptor signaling pathway; hormone-mediated signaling pathway; activation of adenylate cyclase activity. Gene Ontology annotation, molecular function: G protein-coupled peptide receptor activity; thyroid-stimulating hormone receptor activity. Bases 1 to 2247 code for a protein of 748 amino acids. The record is from RefSeq and is a predicted model, not a curated record.
AUGAAGCCUGAUUUGAAUCUACUUUUUUUCAUUUUAAGUAUUGUGGAGGUCACUCUUCUUCUGGAAUACUGUCCAACUCAUUGCCAGUGUAACUGGGACAUCUACAGUGUGUCAUGUUUUGGAGCUGAGGUCAUGCCUGUUUUCCAUUCCAGCACACAGGAGGUGUGGCUGGUGGAGACCAAACUUUCUUCUAUUCCUCAGAAUGCAUUCGCCAACUUGGCCAACAUUUCUCACAUAUACAUCUCUCAUGAUGAUAAUAUACGAUAUCUUGAGAGGCAUUCUUUCCACAACCUGUCCAGGGUCACCCACAUACAACUAACUGGUAUCAAAACACUGUCAUACAUAGACCAAGAGGCAUUUAAAGAUCUGCCUAAUUUAAAGUACCUUGGGAUCACUAACACUGGGCUAACCUCCUUUCCUGGGUUACAAUAUAUCCAGUCCAACCAAGAUGAUUUUAUUUUGGAGAUCGUAGAGAAUGUCUUCAUAGAAGUUAUACCUGCUAAUUCUUUCACUGGAAUAUCUAAGAACACUAUGACCAUCAUGCUGAAUAACAAUGGUGUGAAAGAGAUCCAGCGCUAUGCCUUCAAUGGGAGCAAACUGGAGGAAGUGUAUCUUCAUAGGAAUGUGCAUUUGGAACGAAUAGAUGAAUUGGCAUUUUAUGGUGUGAUUCGCGGCCCAACGCAUUUAGACCUUUCAGAAACCAAAGUUAGUUCUUUGCCUUCAAUAGGUAUGGAGACCAUUGAAAUGCUCCAAGCUAAAGACACUCAGGCCCUCAAAGUACCUCCCCCCUUUAGAGCCUUUCUCCAUUUACAGAGUGCUGAAUUGACCUUCCCAAGCCAUUGUUGUGGUCUCAAAAUGUUGAAAAGAUGGAGAGGACACUCUGAGGCCGUUAUUUGCAAUCUGACCCGGACUGCUUUGGGAAAGCUGCAGGAAUCCUCAACGGCUCUCUCUCAUAGGAAUCUGGAACACAAGAGCUACCAACAUCUAAAAGACAGCUCUGGUCUUCCAACUGCCGACAGCAGAAGUCACAAUCAUUACUACGACAGCCCCAUUUGCCCAACGGAAGAGUCUCAAAAUGAGGGUUUGUUUUAUGUGGAAUUACCUACAGAGCAUCUCAAUGAAGGUUUUGACUUUGCACUGUGUGAUGAACAUAACACAGAUAAUCAUGGACUCUCGUGCACCCCGCUGCCUGAUGCCCUGAACCCCUGUGAGGAUGUGAUGAGUCAAGGCUUCCUGAGGGUGCUGGUCUGGGUGGUCAGUCUGUUAGCCAUUUCAGCCAACUUCCUGGUGAUGUUCAUCCUGCUGACCAGCCGACAGAAGUUGUCCGUUACCCGUUUCCUCAUGGGUCACCUGGCGUUUGCAGACUUUUUUAUGGGGAUAUACUUACUGCUCAUUGCAUCUGUCGACCUCUACACACGCUCCCGUUACUAUCACUAUGCUAUUGCCUGGCAAACAGGUGGAGGCUGCAAUCUAGCAGGAACAUUAUCAGUGUUUGCCAGCGAGCUAUCUGUGUACACAUUAACUUUAAUCAGCCUUCAGCGCUGGCAUGCAAUCUUCUACGCAAUGAGGCCAGACAGAAAAAUGAGGUUACGCCAUGCAGCUGUGUUGAUGCUCCUCGGCUGGUUGCUGUGUGUGAUCCUAGCACUGCUGCCGGUGGUUGGUGUGAGCAGUUACCAGAAAGUGAGCAUCUGUUUGCCCAUGGACACUGAGACAACUGCUGCUCAGGCCUAUGUGGUCUCUGUGCUAAUGAUUAAUGUUGUUGCUUUUAUGGUGGUAUGUUUAUGUUACCUCCACAUCUACUGUAUGGUGCACAAUCCCCAGCACCAGUCAAGCAGAUAUGAUACAAGCAUGGCCAAACGCAUGGCUGUUCUAAUUUUCACCAACUUCCUGUGUCUGGCUCCCAUUUGCUUCUAUGGCUUGUCUGCAGCUCUCCUCCAACCAUUGAUGACUAUCACAGAUUCCAAGGUGCUGCUGGUGCUUUUCUACCCUCUCAACUCUUGUACGCACCCAUUUUUUUACGCUAUUCUCACAAAGGCAUUUCACCGAGACAUCCUGAUGUUGCUGAGCCGGAUGGGGCUGUGCCAGCGGCAAGCACACCUCUAUCGAAGUCAACUUGUCAGUAUAUGCAGAGAGACAAUGUCUGCCCCACAGUCCAGCUCCCAUAUCCCAAAAUGUUCAAGUACAGGAAUCACCGGACUACAAGGUGCCCUAAAGUUGUCUUGCAGCAGUAGAUUUAAAAAACAUUAAAUUGUACCAAUAUAUAAAUGUCCUUGUAUAUACCAAUGAACAGAACCUAACGAUUACACAGUAUUACGUGGCCUCUUACAAUAUGUUGUCCAUUAAUUUCUUGUAUGAGAAUACCUCCGGUUGAUUUCUGUUCCAAAAUAAUGAUCCAAAUAUUAAUCUGAAGGUAACGACAGCAACAGUUUAGGCUUCGGCGGUGAGGGAAAGAUGAGUGGAAAUGUGUCUAAAGCUGCAUAGAAAAUAUCAAGAUAAGGAGAACUCAGAGAUAAGAGCACGAGAAAGUGAAGGUUGUCAGGUAACAGCGUCUGAAUACCCCGACCUUACCUGAUCAUUCUUGUGACUUUUACAAACAGGCACACCCAUGAUCACACCCACUUUAUGUUGUGAUUGGUCAGGUGUGUGGCGGUGGGAAGGUAAGCAGCGGCGCUUGUCGUCUGUACAACCAAGUGCAAUGCGAUGAAUAGCUUCAAGAAGAGACAAUCUGAAAUUGUGCACAGUCAUCCCCAUUUGCACAAUUCAUCGCAUUCAUGGAGAGCUGUUGGAGAGAGAUCAGGUAGACAGUGAGAAGCCACCAGGAAGAGGCUAUGACCGCAGGGUAGGACCCCACCUUCUAUUGUGGUCAGCGCCGUUUCUGGACAUGUUGGUGCCCGAGGCCGGAUGUAACCGGCGCCUCACAGGGCAUUGAUCUUUUCUUUGUUAUUAUUUGCUCUGCCUCCAUAUUUGUAAAGCAUUCUUGGGUCCCCUGAAAGGCACUAUAAAAAUGCAAGCUAUUAUUAUUUAUCAACAGCUUCACUCAACUUCUGUUCUGUAUCAUGUCAUCAACAUGCUCUGUAUAUAAGUAGCUUUAACUGCACACUAGUCCUUAUAAAGUCUUGUCCUGGUUUAUUAAUAUACAACAUAACCUGGUCGUUAAUAUUCCUGUAUGAUGUUAUCCAGGUUACUGAUCAGUGUCUUCCCUAUUAUUAGACAUUAUGGUUGUCCUGACCAUGUUUCUCAUCUAAUAUUCAUUUUAAUUAUAUUUUUUCUUUCAUUAUGAAACAUACAGUGCACACUUUAGGCCCGCAUCAAACUUAGUAAUGACAUUUUGAUAUGUUUUACAGUUUAAUAGCUCUGCAUUAAGAAAAUAUAGCAUGCUUGUUUACUAUAAUAUUUUCUAUAGUAUCCUACAGUCAUUUAUAUAAUGUCCAUAGAGAGAGGUCAGUGUGAAGGUCUAACACAGAAUUUACUGACAGCUUUUUAUAUUUUGUGACUCCGCAGCUCCCUCGUUUAGAACUUUAGCCUUUAGUGUUUUAAUAGAGCACAGUGUGGCGACUUUGACUGUUGUCUUUCUAGGAGCAAAUGUCUGGAUUUAGUUAGUAACCAGAUAGGUAAAUAGGUAAAAUUUGCUAGGAUUUGCCUGCUCCACGACAUCAAUUACUUUAAAGCUAUUGUAGACAAGCCUCUCUCCAGAGCCACUCCCCCAGCUGGAGGACGGGUCUACGAGAUGCCAGUAAAAUUAAUUGCCUACCAUUGCUUUAGUUUCAGAGGGUAGAUCAUUGUUUAUUAUUAUAAGCUUUAUUUAUUUAAACCUACUGACUAAAUGACCUGAGUUGAAGGUGCUCCUGCGAAUUACCAGAAUUAUCCAUUUAUGAGUUGUAUCCCAGUGUGGAUCAUAUCUUUAUGGUCACAGUGAACAUAAGUAAC